AUGGCUCUAAGAAAGCUACGUGGGAAUUUGAAGACUCGAUGCAUUAGCAGUAUCUUCAUCUGUUCUGAUCAGGAGAAAUGCACCGAUGCUAGUGCGAGACUAUUGUGCAAAGAGAGUGAGAGAAAAGCGCUACUUGAAUUUAAGCACAACCUUCAAGCUAUGGAUUCGUCAGGCCACGAUGCCCUUUCUUCAUGGAAAAGUGAGGAGUGCUGUCUUUGGGAUGGUGUCAAUUGCAACAGCCUUACAGGACACGUUGAAAUGCUCGAUUUUAUGUACCGGUCAUGGUUUGUAGCAGGUACAAUUAGCCCUUCACUGCUUAAACUACAUCAUUUGACUUCUUUAAAUUUCUUCGGUAAUGAUUUUAAUGGAAGUCUCAUACCAGAGUUUUUUGGAUCUUUGAAAAACUUGAAAUUACUGGAUCUUUCUAAUGCUAAUUUUGGAGCUCCAAUUCCUUCUCAACUUGGAAAUCUUUCAAUGUUGGAGACUCUUGGAUUGGGUGGCAACAGCAUAGGCAUGACGUUUCGCCAUAAUUUCAAAAAAAUGUUCAGUAUUGGAAAACUUGAGUGGGUUUCCCAUCUUUCUCGUUUGAAACAGGUUGAUCUUAGUUUCACUAACCUGAGUAAUGCAAAUGAUUGGUCUCAAGUCAUUAGCCACCUUCCUUUCCUUGAAGAACUAGUUAUGACGGAGUGUGAUCUUCCAAGCAUAUCUUCUUCAUCACCUUCUUCUGCUAACCAUUCUAAAUCUCUCACCCAUCUCGAUCUCUCUGCUAAUAAUCUCCCUUCUUCUGCCAUAUAUCCAUGGCUGUUUAAUGUUAGCCGCAACCUUGUUUCCCUUAAUCUCUCAAGAAACCAGUUGAAAGGUCCAAUUCCAGAAGGUUUCGGCAACAUGAUGGCUAUUAAUGAACUUCAUUUGAGUGAUAAUCUUUUGAUAUUAGCUGAGAAUCAAGUUAGGGGAGAUUCCGUGUUGAAUGAAAUCGUAAAACUACCAUAUAUUACGGUUCUAGAUCUUGGGUACAACCUUUUAAAGGGAUCCAUAAGCAAAAGCAUUGGACAAGAGUUGGAUUUAUCCUACACUUAUUUGACUUUGAAAUUCUACUCCGGAUGGAUUCCUACUUUUAAACUGAUUCAAAUAAAGCUUUGCUCUUGCAAGUUAGGGCCUCGUUUCCCAGUUUGGAUUCGGACUCAAACGGACGUCGAAAUCCUUGAUAUUUUUGCUUCAGGAAUUUCAGAUUCUCUUCCCUAUUGGUUUUGGGACCCAUUUCAGAGAUUAAAGUACAUAAACAUGUCUUUCAAUCAGAUCAGUGGUACUUUUCCAAAUAAAUCUAUCACCGUAAGACAUCUAGAUCUAAGCUCUAAUAAUUUCUCAGGACCAUUGCCACAUUUUUCUUUAGACUCUAUGAAUAUGAGGACCAUCAACCUUUCCAAAAACAAGUUUACUGGUACAAUCUCUCCAAUUUGUAGUAUUACCGGUCAAAGUUUUUUAGUAUGGCUUGAUCUCUCAAAUAAUCUAUUUUCUGGAGUGCUUCCGGACUGUUUUGGAAGUUUCCCGUCUUUAACAGCUUUGAAUUUGGGUGAUAAUAGUUUCUCAGGCUCACUUCCAAGCUCCUUAGGAUCUCUGACUUCUCUUGAAAUGCUCAGUUUACGUGGUAAUAAAUUCUCUGGAGAAUUACCUUCAUCUUUACAGAGUUGUACCAAGUUAAAAUUUCUGGACUUGAGUGAUAAUGAAUUAUCAGGAGAAAUACCUAUGUGGAUCGGCCAGAGGCUUUCAUCAUUGGUUUCUCUUAGCCUUCAACGGAAUCAGUUCUGGGGAAGGAUUCCUCAUCAACUUUGUGGAUUGAAAUAUCUACAAAUCUUAGACCUAUCUGUAAAUAAAAUUUCGGAUACUGUACCACCAUGCCUCAAUAAUUUCACUUCCAUGGCAGAAAAAGUGAGUUUAGAUCGAAGAAUUGAGCAUCACCUCUCAGAUGUAGUGUCUUUUGAAUGGUUAGCUCUGGUUCAGGUUAGGUAUGUUGAUGAGGCAUUGCUUACAUGGAAAGGAACAAAGCAAAACUAUCCACAACUUGGACUGCCACUAGCCAUUGAUCUCUCUUGUAACAAAUUAACAGGAGAGGUUCCUGAAGGAUUAAGUAGUCUUCAAGAACUGGUUGCAUUGAACUUGUCAAGAAACCUUUUAACCGGAAAAUUUAUUCAAAAUAUUGGGCAUCUAAGACAACUAGAGGUGCUUGACCUGUCAAGAAACAAGUUUUCAGGAAACAUCCCUACGAGCUUGACUGAAUUAACAUUUCUAAGUAUCUUGGACUUGUCUUACAAUGAGUUGUCUGGAAAAAUUCCAACCAGCACUCAACUACAGAGCUUUGAUCCUUCAUCAUUUUCCCAUAAUAGAGGACUUUGUGGUCCUCCUGUUUCACCGAAUUGCUCAAUGGGGGACCACCUCCUGGUAAACCUGCAUGUUGUGUUCUUCAAACGUUCAUGGAGGCAUUCAUAUUAUCGUUACUUGGAUGAUGCAAAGGAUUGGGUUUAUGUUUCAGUUGUUCUGCUGAAAACAAGAUUAGUGACUAGAAUUAGAGCUCUUUCAACAAGGUCUGAUUAG
Molecule: messenger RNA, 2589 nt
Organism: Gossypium arboreum
Lineage: Eukaryota; Viridiplantae; Streptophyta; Magnoliopsida; Malvales; Malvaceae
Product: receptor-like protein EIX2
Exons: 5
Coding region: 1-2589 (862 amino acids)
Molecular function (GO): protein binding
Source: RefSeq, a predicted model, not a curated record